Helianthus annuus (common sunflower) is the source of this 648-nucleotide messenger RNA. RefSeq lists its product as uncharacterized. Lineage: Eukaryota; Viridiplantae; Streptophyta; Magnoliopsida; Asterales; Asteraceae. Bases 1 to 648 code for a protein of 215 amino acids. The record is from RefSeq and is a predicted model, not a curated record. The transcript has a single exon.
AUGACUGUUCUUCAUCAGACUCAGAUUACCGAAUCAAAGGACCAAUGGGCUUUCGAGAAUUCUGAAGGUGAACCGUUCUCGGUUAAGGAUAUAAGGAAGCAACUUGCAGAGCAGACAACGCAUCAAAGCUUCGUUCAACCGUUCGAUUGGAAUAAUUGGGCAACUUUGAAGGUUAGCUUCCUGGCUUGGCGCGCGUUAAUGGGCAAGGUGGCAUCUAAAGUGGGGUUAACUGAAAGAGGAGUGAGCAUUCCGAAUAUCAUUUGCGACAGAUGCGGGAUCGGAAGGGAGGAUGUCGACCAUCUAUUUACUUCUUGCUUAUUCGCCAGAAGUAUUUGGUGGAAUGUUUUUGCGUGGAUUAGAGUUCCCUUCCUGUUGGCGGCUUCAUCGCUCGCGGAUAUCUUCGAUCGUAUCAAGCAUAGUCCGGGUUCGAGCAAGUGGCGAAAAACGGUGCACCUCGUUAUUCUAGCUACUGUUUGGAGGAUUUGGAUAGCGCGGAAUAAAAAAACGUUUGAGGGAUCCUUUGUUCCUGUUAGCAGAAGCGUGGAAAUGAUCAAGGAAGAUUCAUACCUUUGGAUCCGCCAUAGGAGGAAAUCGAAUGCCCUAGAUUGGAAGAAAUGGAUUGAUUUCGACAUUUUUGAAUUGUUGUAA